AAUCACUGUGAAUCAGAUUGAAGCAAAGCUGCCUGAAGAGUCCAAGGAUGAAUGGAGACGGCGUGGAUUUGUGGAUUAUAUAAUCCUGCUGGACUGGUUCAGCUCAGCCUCGGACCUUAAAUUAGGCACCACCUUACAGAGUCUUAAAGACGCCCUCUUUAAGUGGGACAGCAUGACCAUCCUGCGCAGCGAGCCGCUGGUGCUGGAGGGGGGCUACGAGAACUGGCUGCUGUUUUACCCCAUGUUCUGCACCAAGGCUAAAGUUCAGCCGCCGAGACAGACGAUCAGCAGCAGCUUCCCUCAGC
Molecule: messenger RNA, 305 nt
Organism: Austrofundulus limnaeus
Lineage: Eukaryota; Metazoa; Chordata; Actinopteri; Cyprinodontiformes; Rivulidae
Product: ubiquitin carboxyl-terminal hydrolase 8
Source: RefSeq, a predicted model, not a curated record